CACAGUUUCCACAAAUUUAUCUGGUAAUUCAUCCAUCUACUAAAAUGAAGAGUAAGUUGCAACAAAAAUUUAGCACUUUGAUAGGGUGGGUUACAAACCGAUUUGUUUCAGGGCGUGUUCGAAAUUCGGACACUAACACAAAUCAUGACGACUCAGCCCCCUUUAAGCACUGGGUCAAGUUCGACAUGGAACCCAUGGACCACCCCAUUUUCGGAAGGACCCACAUAAAAUCCAAGUUUCCACGAAUCCCUGCCAAAGCCCAACGACCCCUCAUAUCCGACAAAGAUUUCCAGCACUUUCUCGACCAUGGGAACAAAUGGUGCGCCAAAUUCUGGGACACUCGAGGCAGAGAAGACCAGUUUCAACGCACGGUGGACGGCUGCUGCUGGUUUGCCAUCUACACGGAUCCAUUCUCCGACUUGUUUUCGAAGGGAAUGGAACUCUAUGUUGAAUACAAUAUUUGGGUCUUUCUCGUAGAUGACGCCUUGGAACAAUCGCUUAUUGAAGGGAUUGACCCCCUCGACCUGCAAAAAUUCGUGCAACAAUCUAUGGACAUUUUUACGGGAAAGUAUGACACGCCCGGGAGACGACCACAAUACGUCGAAAUAGUUGGCUUCCCCUACUUUAAAAGCUGUUUUGACGCCAUGCUCGACAUUCAUAGGAAAUGCCUGAUACACUUCCCGUGGUACAGGAUGAGCAUUCCAAGCUUCGCCCUGAUCAAUCAGCGCUAUUUUGACAUGUUUAUCUGGUGCAGUUACGACAAACCUCAGUCGAAUUAUUCAGACCACAUUUUUCAAAGGUGGAGAGGCGUCGAGUGUGCGAAUUCUCUUUGUGUGGAAUUUGUCAUGAUGUUGAAUGCGGUUGUAAUUCCGAAACGUAUCCAAGAACACCCGUGUUUUAAAAAGGUGGAGGAUGUCCAAGGCUGCGCUGGAUUUCUGAAUGAUAUUCUCGGAAUCAGAAAGUCAUGGUUGGAGCCGGAUCUUAAUAGUUUGGUAGGGUUUUAUGUUGCAAAGGAUAAUCAGAGUGUAGAAAGUGCAGUGCAGAAAGUCUGUGACCUAUUGGAGCGAGAAUUUAGGGAUUAUUUAAGGCUAAAGAAUGUUUUGUUACAACAGUUUAAGGAUGAAAAGUGUCUCGUAGACUAUUUUGAUGUCCUGGAAGGGAACUUGGACGGAAAUUGGCCAAUGUAUAUGUACUCUACGAGAUAUUAUGCAGUCUCAAAUUGUCUCACUAUUGUCUAGUCCGUGCAGAUUGUUACAAAUACUACAUAGAUAUGUUAAGCAUCGUAAUAAUGACAAUAAUUACCGAUAAUUAGUUAAGUGGCAAAGCAUAGUAAUAAUAAGUCAAAUUUUAUUCCGUUUUUGCAACAAUUUAGGUAGGUAUGUAGUUUCGAGUCGUGUUAUUUUAGCCUGCUUUUUAUUAAAGUUGAAUAAAAACCUCUUCUCAGCUCA
Messenger RNA from Folsomia candida, 1448 nucleotides. RefSeq lists its product as uncharacterized. The coding region runs from base 45 to 1238 and encodes 397 amino acids. The transcript has 2 exons. The record is from RefSeq and is a predicted model, not a curated record. Lineage: Eukaryota; Metazoa; Arthropoda; Collembola; Entomobryomorpha; Isotomidae.